AAACGUUUCUUCAUCAGUUGGACACUGAAGCAGGUUGCGUCAUGCGACGGUCAGUGAACUUUACAGGAAUUCUCUGCGCUCAUACACACAAACGGAGCACCAGUCGACACCCGCAAAGCCAAGAAGACAGCCGUGUGAGGACCACCAUGCUUCUGAUGGUUCUGGUUCUGCUGCAGGUUCCCGUGGAAGCUUCAGAGCAUGUGCGGUGUUUUGCGACCUUUGACCUGAUCUCAGGUGAGUGCGCUCAGGAGCUCGGCCAGGUGGAAAAAGACGACUGCUGUCAGAACCCUCACUACGGUUACCAGGCAACAGAUGGAGUGUGUCGGUUCUGUGGGUCUCCUGUGUGGUCUCCCUGGUCAUCAUGGUCACCGUGUACAGUUUUGUGUGGAGAAGGGGUGACACAAAGGAGGAGGUCGUGUUUUGGCAUCGGUGAAUUAGAAUGCGAGGAUGCAAAAAAUUUGCUGCAGACCAAACCCUGCAACUCUACCUGCUGUGAUGACACGGGGUGGAGCUCCUGGCACUCAUGGUCACCUUGCUCACUGAGCUGUGGAGGAAGAGGAGUCAGGAGCAGAAAUAGAGUAUGCUCCAGUGCCCCUGAGUGUCACGCUGCCUGUGAAGGUUCUUCAGAGCAAGCAGAGCCCUGCAAUGCAACUUCACCGUGUCCGGUCCAUGGUGCUUGGUCCAGCUGGUCCAUCUGGUCUCAAUGUUCUGCUUCCUGUAUUAAUGACCAGCGCAAUAAUGUCAUCGUCCCCACCAGAAUGCAACAUCGCACAUGCUCUAACCCCACGCCUUCCAGUGACACAGUGCCGCCUGGUAACGGUUGUCCUGGUGACUCAGCAGAGGCCCAGCAGUGCAGUGAGCUCCCCAACUGUCCAGUGGACGGCAAUUGGGGGGAGUGGUCUGAACCUGGGUCUUGUUCAGUCUCCUGUGGGGAGGGGCUACGACUGGCAUCCAGGAUGUGUGACAACCCCGCCCCUAAAUAUGGCGGGCGGCUUUGUGAAGGACCGAGCACUCGGCACUUCGUGUGUCAGAGCCCAUGCCCUGUCCACGGUUUCUGGUCUGGUUGGUCAAGUUGGAGCGACUGUUCUUCUUCCUGUAUCACAGAAGGCCAUGCUACAGUCAGGACUCGUCGUCGCUAUUGUUCUAACCCUGCCCCUUCCCCCAGCCCGCCUGGUAAAGACUGUGUCGGUGACAGCUUGCAGACAGAGAGCUGUGACCAUCUGUCUUACUGUCCAGUGCACGGCAGCUGGGGGCAGUGGUCGCCAUUUUCCUACUGUUCUGUGACCUGUGGGUUGGGGCUCCAGCUGUCAAACAGGAAAUGUGACAGCCCCGCCCCCAAGCAUGGUGGCCAGUCAUGUCCUGGACCAGCGAGUCAGAGCAGAAUUUGUGUGACUAACAUCCACUGUCCAGUGGACGGGGUGUGGUCAGAAUGGUCGUCAUGGAAGCAGUGCGAAUACCCCAUCAGCGGGAAAGAAAUCCGCUGUAAGCAUUUGGGAGGGAGUCAGUCACGAGAGCGCCAGUGUUUGUAUCAGGCUUACAACGGCUCCAUCUGCAGCGGCAACAAACUGACCGACAGGCGGGUCUGCUACGACAUCAACCAGUGUUAUAUGAAGGGAAGCUGGGCUGGAUGGGAAGCCUGGAGUUUGUGCAGUCCACCAUGUGGAGGAAAAUCCAGACGCAUGAGGCAGAGAAUCUGUCAGCCCGAUGUCAGUGCCUACAGGCCUACCAUCGGCCGCCUCAACGAGAAGGCGACAUUCUUUGGGACACCACUAUCAGACUGUGGUCGGGUGUCUUUGAAAGAGAAAUGGGAGGUCCAGACCUGCCACAACGUGCCCUCAUGCACCUGAAAGCAGGGACUUUAAAAUUCCCGACAAUCAACAUCUCUGAGUGAUGAUUACAUUAACAUAUUCAAACAUUCUCUGAGGUUUUCCAGCUUUUUUAUUUCAAAUGAAAUUGUAACUGUGAAUCAGAUUCACUAAACAUAAGGUGACCAUCAAAUAAUAACAAUAAUCUAUCAAUAAAGCAAGAUGUGGGGCUGUGGCUCGCAUAUCUCUGACUAUUUGUCAGAUCGACCUCAGCUUUUGCAUAUGAUUUGUGCAUUGCACGGUGAUGUGCAUGCUUUAUUAUGAAAAUUUGGGGAAUUAAUUUUCAAAAUCCUUUAUUUUGAUUAACAUUGUAACAUUCAUACUUCCAAGAUGGCGUGGCUCGCUGAUGUUACUGGUAGCAAAGUUAAACAAUAUCAGAUUGUUCAUGUUGCUUGCACCAUUUCACAAUAAAAUGUUUAAUGCCAGCAUUUCAGCAAAUACCUUUACUGUGAAAAGCAUGCUGUCAGUCUUCUGAGUUUAACUUGACAACACUGAGGAGAUGGCUAAAAUCCAUUUUAUUGGAUAACACCAACAAAUUUCCCAUUUUUUGUACAAUGUUUCAGUAAGUACAUAAGCUGAAUAAAAUCUUAAAUUUGCUGUGAGUUCAAAUUUAAAUAAACUGUAUUCAGGAGGUGGGAAACUGAUUUGCUGGGUCAAAUAUUCUAAAUGUUCUGUUUAAUUUUGUUGGACUCUCUUCCAAUAACCUGUUUAAUAGGAAUCCUGUUAUUUUCCAAUAAUUGAUAAUAAAACUGAUUUUUUUUAA
Thalassophryne amazonica is the source of this 2628-nucleotide messenger RNA. Its product is annotated as properdin-like. The transcript has 11 exons. The record is from RefSeq and is a predicted model, not a curated record. Bases 42 to 1847 code for a protein of 601 amino acids. NCBI's taxonomy places the organism in Eukaryota, Metazoa, Chordata, Actinopteri, Batrachoidiformes, Batrachoididae.